CCCGGAUGAAGAAAUAGAAUAAAACACGCGACUGGCGAAUGUUGUCACACAACUAUCUAGGCCUAUAUCCCCGACAUUUACAUAUUUAGGCCACCCUUUAAACUUUAUGAUAUGAUAAAUGACAUCAGGGGAAUAAUGAAGUGAUCGAAAAUAACAAAACAUCGAUAAAAAUCGAAAAGAAGAAUAUUCUGGCCACCCAAUAUUGCCUGAUAGGCUACGAUUUCAGGAUAAGGAAGCUGAGACGGGUCUCUGAUUGAGGGGAACAGACGAUAUUCGAGAGGAUGGAGCAGAGCUAGUGGUUUCAUUUAUUGUGCAGUCUGCCAAGAUGUCCGAUCACCACAUAAAAGACCUACGUCCUGGUAUUAAGAAUGUAAACCUCAUGUUUAUAGUGCUGGAAAUAGGAAAGCCAACAAGAACAAAGGAUGGCCAUGAUGUGCGUUCAUGUAAAGUUGCAGACAAAACUGGAAGCAUCAACAUCUCUGUAUGGGAUGAAACUGGCGACCUUCUACAGACAGGUGACAUAUGUCGCCUAACCAAAGGGUAUGCCAAUAUUUGGAAAGGCUGUUUGACACUAUAUACUGGAAAAAAUGGAGAAAUUAUCAAAAUUGGAGAAUUUUGUAUGCAGUUCUCAGAGGCUCCCAAUAUGAGCGAACCUGUACCAGAUGCUGUACAAAAGGAAGGACAGCCGCCGGGUCAGAGAAAGUCACCUACUGAAGGUGGGGACAAAGGACUUCUCCCUAAUCCCGGGGGACCACCAACCAAUCAAACGCCACCAAGUGGCAGGGGAAAUCCUAAUUAUCAAAAUCAAAGACCACCACGGCCUUUCAUACAAGGUCAAGGUCAAGGUAGAGGCAUGCCUCAAGGUCACGGUGGAAACAUGGCCCCUAUGAAUGGGCGAGGAGGGCGGGGCAUGAGAAGAUGAUUGACAUCUUGAUACUAGUUCUCAUUGUAUAAUAACACUUCGAUAAAUUCUCCUUGAAAAAGUAUCAAAUAAGAUUGCCAAACAAAAAUUUAUGAAAUGUAAUUUAUACAGUGUAAAGUUUUUGUUGUACUGAAUCUCUAUGUAAUUAGAAGCAAGGUUAUUUGCUUUAGAUUGGAAACAACUGCAUCUAAUAUUAUUGAUAUUUUCAUCAAGCAUAUAUAAUGUUUGUUUUUGGCAAAUAUACCGGGGAUUUUUGUUUCAGUUUGAGUACAUACAUUACAUUAAUGCUACAAAAUAUAUACAGAGACUGUCUUGUUGAAAAGGCCACCUGUGUAUAACAAAAACCUGUCUAAAUAGACCAUCUGUUUUGGUUCCCAAUUUCUCAUGAAUAUUUAAAUGAAGCCAACCUGUCUAAAAAAACACUUUUCUGGGAUUCUUUGAGUGGCUUUUAUAGACAAGUCUGACUGUAUACCAUGUCAUGUAUUUGCUCACUGCUGUGCUAAAAAAAUCUUCACAUAUAUACUGUAUUUUUCAGUAAGUAAGUCUUGUCCACAAAUACCGCAAACAAUUAAGCCCUUUCUUAAUUGAUAGAAUUUCGUUUUCAGAACAGUCCAGAAUUUGGUUCACAAACAAAUUGUCCCAUAACUUUAUGGCUAAAAUUUGCAUUCAGGAAUGAGGCUCAUUUGGGAAUAAAAGGGUGAAAGUUGAAGUGAGCAAAUAUUUUCAUGUAAAAUAACUUGACAUACAAUGUUGAUACUUAGUAGAUAUGUGAUUGUGUUCACACUCUGUUUUCUAGAGUGUGAUAUGUAUGAUGCAGUAAAGGUGGGGCUUUAAGAAAUUUAUAAUGUGCUUUGAAUUUAAAUGAAAUUGUUCACCCAAAUAAUAAUUAAUUGUCACUAUGGGCAUCCAUUUCUCUUCCCCAGCAUUCCACUUCUCUUUGAGAAGCUUGAAAAACAGGCUGGUCUGUGCAGUCGUGGUUGUGUCCUUAGGCAAGGCAUUUUACCCUAAUUGCUCUGGAUGGCAUGCAAUGGACCUCCCCUAUUUUAUUUACUAAAGUAGUCACCAACUACUACAAGUUGACUCUGCUUCAAAAUGACCUUGGCUAUUGAUGGGGCGAUAAACCCAGCAAACAAACAAACAUGCCUAUAUAUAGCUACCACUAAUGAUUUAAAUACACACUUGUACACCUCUAAUGGCCAUUUAGUACAUUCACAUUAAAAGCAAACAUUGCCUUUGUGAAAGUCAUGUGCAAUAUUAAUUAUGUAUGAACAAAACUUAUGAAAUGAUACAUGAAAUAUUCAUGCAUGUAUAAACAAAGAUCUCAAACAAAUAUUUGACCCCAUCCAUUUGAAAUUUACCCCUUUGGUCUUAAUUUUAUAACAUCAUUUCACUAUUUGUCCAAUUCACUCCAGUCACUCUGCCUAGAGCCUUAAUUUUGCACUGUCCAUUUUACUUUCACCCCAAAUUUGGUAAAGCCGACGCUAAAUAUAUGUAUUUCAGUAAAUAUUUUUUCAGAUCAGUCAAACCUGGAGGAUUUAAAUUAGACAAAAACAUUAUGCGAAAAUGGAUAAAACUGCCUGUACCUUCAUUUAUAUUUGAAUAUUUUGGCUGACGGCCGACCUAAACUUUUUGUACUUCAAAUUUCAUGAAAACAUAAUGAAAUGAAAGGUGUGAUUAUAGUGUUUGUGGAAUAUGUUACUGAUUCCGAUUUCAAUUGUAAGGUCAUUUAACACAGGGAUGAAGUUUAACAAUUUUUGUCAUGGAUAAAUCCUUUUGUUUUGUAUUAUGAAUGUAAACAGAAAUCAUAUACACUGAUAUCUGUAUUUUUGUCCUGUUUGGAUACAAAUUAAUUGUCAAUGUUAUGAGCCUCAUAUUGAAGGAGGAACUCGAGGAUGUUCUUUUUAAGUUUUUCUAUUCUCUGACUAUAUAGGGCUGUGUAUGUAUACUCAAGGGCUGGUCUCAUUUGGUUAGUUUAUAUCGAUGAUGAAGCCCUAUAAAGCAAGCAAGACAAGCGGCUUUUGCAAAAUGGACAAAAUCGGCUAGGGUUAGGGUAAAAGAGUCUGUCAUUGCCGUUUGCCAUUCAUGAUUGUGGCUUUAUAUUGAUUGAGCAUCCGCAUUAUUCACAUGAUCUCGCUCCAUCAGACUUUCAUCUAUUUCCAAAACUGAAAACAGCUAUUUCAGGCACACUAACCCCAACAUACAGUGGACGACUUUCUGAACAGCCAAGAAAAGGAGUUCUAUAAAAGUGACAUUGAGGCCCUUAAACACCGCUGGCAAAAGUGUAUAGAUACUGAAAUGGAUUAUGUUGAAAAAAUAAUACAAUAUGUCGUUCGAAAUUCAAAUCCUUCAAUAUUAGGCUCACAACAUAUCAAUCAUCCCUCGUAUGAUAGCUGUGUUUCUAAACAGAAUCAGGGUCGUCUCAUAUAUGACGAUAUAAGGAUUUACCAGUAGUUUUUCCAGCUUUUAUGUGUCCAGGACUUCAUCAAUUCACACUAUAUUUUCUUAUUUGGUGUUAUGACCCACAUCAAUUCACGCUACCUUUUCUAAUUUGGUGUUAUGACCCACAUCAAUUCACGCUCUCUUUUCUUAUUUGGUGUUAUGACCCACAUCAAUUCACGCUACCUUUUCUAAUUUGGUGUUAUGACCCACAUCAAUUCACGCUCUCUUUUCUUAUUUGGUGUUAUGACCCACAUCAAUUCACGCUCUAUUUUCUUAUUUGGUGUUAUGACCCACCACCACCACCACCAUUUCCUGUCUCCCUAAUAUUUUUUAUAAAUGUGGCCUUUGCAUCGGUAAAUAUCUGGAAUGUAAUUGAAAUUGUUUACAGUACUCUGACAAAUAAGUGCACCUCCAAAUUUUUUAAGAAAAGAGGAUGGAUCCACUAAUUGAAACACAUGAAAACAUCCUUACCUUCCUUUGAAGUUUUUUAUUUUCCAUCCAGAUUUCCUGUGGAAACUUUUUUUCUGUACAUAGUUCAUUAAGCACACCGUUUUGGUGUUUUUGUUAGUACACAGUGCACUUAUUAGGUAAAAUACGGCAAUCAUCAUUAUCAUUGUGAAUUAUUCGUUACUAUGGAAAUAAAGAUUGAAUACACAAUUUGUA
Messenger RNA from Pecten maximus, 4024 nucleotides. Its product is annotated as SOSS complex subunit B2-like. Gene Ontology annotation, cellular component: SOSS complex. Gene Ontology annotation, biological process: mitotic cell cycle checkpoint signaling; double-strand break repair via homologous recombination; response to ionizing radiation. The record is from RefSeq and is a predicted model, not a curated record. Gene Ontology annotation, molecular function: DNA binding. NCBI's taxonomy places the organism in Eukaryota, Metazoa, Mollusca, Bivalvia, Pectinida, Pectinidae. The coding region runs from base 326 to 922 and encodes 198 amino acids. The transcript is spliced from 6 exons.